This is a messenger RNA of Williopsis jadinii, 3409 nucleotides long. RefSeq names its product GTPase BMS1 (gene BMS1). The annotation marks the transcript as partial. Gene Ontology annotation, molecular function: ATP binding; GTP binding; ATP hydrolysis activity. The transcript has a single exon. The record is from RefSeq and is a predicted model, not a curated record. Gene Ontology annotation, cellular component: nucleus; 90S preribosome. Gene Ontology annotation, biological process: endonucleolytic cleavage of tricistronic rRNA transcript (SSU-rRNA, 5.8S rRNA, LSU-rRNA); ribosome biogenesis; maturation of SSU-rRNA from tricistronic rRNA transcript (SSU-rRNA, 5.8S rRNA, LSU-rRNA). Lineage: Eukaryota; Fungi; Ascomycota; Saccharomycetes; Phaffomycetales; Wickerhamomycetaceae.
AUGGAGCAGUCUAAUAAGCCACACAGAGCUGACUCUAACAAGUCGACAGCUAAGAAGAAGCUCCAUUCCCAGGGCCAUAACGCAAAGGCCUUUGCGGUCAAUGCUCCUGGGAAGCUCCAGAGAAUGGCAAAGAGAUCCUCUGAUCUUAAUGAGAAGAAACUGCACGUUCCUAUGGUUGAUAGAACUCCAGAUGAUGAUCCUCCACCUGUUAUCGUUGCCGUUGUGGGACCUCCGGGUACCGGUAAGACAACACUGAUACGCUCAUUGGUGAGAAGACUGACAAAGCAUACGCUAAGUGAAAUUAAAGGCCCAAUUACCGUUGUCAGUGGUAAGCACCGUCGUUUGACGUUUAUUGAAGUAGCCAAUGAUUUAAACUCGAUGGUUGAUGCGGCCAAGGUUGCUGAUUUGGUGCUGCUGCUUGUCGAUGGUAACUUUGGAUUGGAGAUGGAAACUAUGGAGUUCUUGAACGUUGCACAGCAUCACGGUAUGCCCCGUGUCAUAGGUGUCACCACACAUCUGGACUUGUUCAAGAGUCAGUCCACUCUGAGAACCUCGAAGAAGAGACUCAAGCAUAGAUUCUGGACAGAAGUGUACCAAGGUGCCAAGUUAUUCUACCUUUCCGGUGUCAUUAACGGUAGAUACCCAGAUCGUGAGAUCCUUAACUUGACCAGGUUCAUUUCAGUUAUGAAGUUCAGACCCCUAAAAUGGAGAAAUGAACAUCCGUAUCUCCUUGCUGACAGAAUCACCGACCUGACGCACCCAACAUUGAUUGAGAAGAACCCUAAAGUGGAUAGAAAAGUUGCCAUCUAUGGUUAUCUCCAUGGAACACCAUUGGCUUCUUCAAAUGCUAGGGUUCACAUCGCAGGAGUUGGUGAUUACACUGUUUCUAAUAUCGAAAAAUUACCAGAUCCUUGUCCAACACCUUAUUUUGAACAAAGAUUGGAAGACUUGGAAAGGGAAAGGGCUAAAGAGGCCGCAGCUAACGGUGAACAGAUUGCAAAGACUACUAGAAGAAGAAAACGUCUUGAUGAUAAACAAAAGAUCAUUUAUGCACCAAUGUCUGAUGUUGGUGGUGUUCUCGUCGAUAAGGAUGCUGUGUAUAUUGAUAUCGGUGAGGCUUCUUUCAACCCAGGUGAAGAGAAAGGUGUUGGUGAGAAACUGGUUACUUCGUUGCAAGGUGUGGGCAAGACCAUUGAUGAACAAUUUCAGGAAGGACCAGGCUUACAACUGUUUUCUAGUGGUAAGAAGCUGAACAAAGUGGAGGAAGAAAGUGAGAAUGAUGACGAUGAGGAGGAUGAAGACGAGGAAGUUGUUGAUACAGGUAGAACCACGAUGAGAAGGGCCAGAGUCUACAAGAGCCAAUCUGAUGCAGUUGACGACGAUGAGCUUGAUUCUGAUGAUGAGGAUAACUUUGAUGAAGAUGAAGGGGAAGAUGCUAGACGCCGUCUUGUUGAAGUGGACUUUGGUGAUAAUUCCAACGUUGAUUAUGACUUGGAAGAGGCUACAACCUUAAGCGAUGAAGAAAACGAUUGGCAACUCUCUGCUUCUAAAUUACAAGGCACCAUCAAGAGAAAAUGGGAUAUUGGUAAAUUGAUCUAUAUGAACAAUAUUGAUCCAGCAGACGUUGUGCGUCGUUGGAAACAAGAAGAGGCUGAAGAUGACGAGUCCAAUUCUGAAUCUGAAGAAAACAUUGAAGACGAGGAUGAUGACGAUUUCUUCAAGAAGAAAAGCGAAGGAACAACCAAGCAAGUUGAGGAUUUGGAUUGUUCCCUGCCGAAAUAUGCCCCGGUUGAAGAGUUGAAGGCCAAAUGGGAUGGUGAUUCUAUUGACUCUCUGAAAUCCAGAUUCCUAACCUCUACAAAGAAGAUCCUUAAUGAAGGUGAUGGCGAUGACGAUGAAGAGCUAUAUGGUGAUUUUGAAGAUUUAGAGGCAACUGGUGCAUCUGAGAACAACGAUAAGCAGGAGAAUGAUGAUGAUUUCCCUGAUUUUGAUGCUGAAGAGGAGAAGGAUGAGGUCAUUGAUGAACAAGACGAUUCUGAAGAAGAUGAGGAGGAAGAGGCAUUCGACCCAACUUUAUCCCUCGAAGAGCGUCGUUCUUUAAACGCUAAGAAGAAGGAAAAACUUCGUCUACAAUUCGAGGAAGAAGAGGGCCAUAAUUUCAAAGAGGACCAGGCCAUGACUGAAGAGGAAACCUGGUACGAGAUGCAGAAGGCCAAGAUGAGCAAACAAUUGGAGAUCAACAAAGCAGAAUUCGAAUCUAUGGACCAGGAACAACGUAUUAGAAUUGAAGGCUACAGAGCCGGUUCUUAUGUUAAGUUGGUUUUCGACAACGUUCCACCUGAGUUUAUCGAGAACUUUGAUGCCAAAUAUCCUCUGAUUCUCGGUGGACUACUUUCCUCUGAAGAGAGAUUCGGCUUCAUGAACGUCAGAAUCAGAAGACAUAGAUGGCACAAGAAGAUUUUGAAAUCGAACGAUCCAUUGAUCUUAUCACUGGGAUGGAGAAGAUUCCAAACGCUUCCUAUCUAUACCACCUCGGACUCUAGAACGAGAUGCAGAAUGUUGAAGUAUACACCAGAGCAUGCGUACUGUAAUGCCACAUUCUAUGGGCCUCUAGUUGCGCCAAACACAACAUUCUGUGGAUCUCAAAUCGUUGCUAACAGUGAUACCACUGGCUCGUUCAGAAUCGCAGUGACUGGUAUCGUCGAAGAGAUUGACACUUCUGUUGAAAUUGUCAAGAAGCUGAAACUUGUAGGCUAUCCUUACAAGAUCUUCAGAAACACUGCAUUUAUCAAGGACAUGUUCACCUCUUCAUUUGAAGUCGCAAGAUUUGAAGGAGCACAGAUCAAGACGGUGAGUGGUAUCCGUGGUGAGAUUAAGAGGGCAUUGAGUAAGCCAGAAGGCCACUUCAGAGCGACGUUUGAAGACAAGAUUCUGAUGAGUGAUAUCGUGAUACUGAGAACCUGGUAUCCUGUCCAGCCUAAGAAGUUCUACAACCCUGUUUCGUCCCAUCUUCUAAGUGACCAUGGAGAAUGGAAAGGUAUGCGUCUUACAGGUGCUAUUAGGGCAGCAGCUGGUAUUGAGCUGAAGAACUCGACAGAUUCUCUCUACAAGAAGGUGGAAAGAGAAGAGAGACAUUUCAACGGUCUAAAGGUUCCAAAGAGCAUCAAAGCAGAUUUACCAUUCAAGUCUCAAAUCCACGAGAUGAAGCCUCAAAAGAAGAAGACGUAUAUGCAAAAGCGUGCUGUUGUUCUUCAAGGAGAGGAGAAGAAAGCCAGGGCAUUGAUGCAAAAGUUAGGAACCAUUGCUAGGGCGAAGGAGGAAAAGAAGAGAGAGACGAAGGAUGUUAAACGUAAGGAGAAGUUGAAGAAGCUGGCCAAGGAAGCCGAGAUGCGUACCGAGAAGGAGAAGG